Messenger RNA from Megalopta genalis, 1778 nucleotides. RefSeq names its product venom serine protease 34. Gene Ontology annotation, molecular function: serine-type endopeptidase activity. The record is from RefSeq and is a predicted model, not a curated record. Lineage: Eukaryota; Metazoa; Arthropoda; Insecta; Hymenoptera; Halictidae. Gene Ontology annotation, biological process: proteolysis.
CGGGAGCCGAUGGAACGAGGGCAGAUCGGCUUCAAGCAAGUCCACCGGAAGUACAUACACACUACGAUUUUCAUCGCGUUUUUUUACAAAGCAUCAUCGUCGCCAUGAAAGCACUACCGUUGGCGGUCCUCUUCUGGCUGGCGGCGCUGCUUUUGGGAACCAGCAACGCGCAAUUCAACGACGACUGCAUUUAUUACCAGGACCUGGCGCCUUCCGAAAAUUACUACAUCUACAAUCCCCAGUACCCAAAUGGAUACGUCGGACUGCAAUCAUGCUUGUUCACGAUGCAGAGCGAUUACAUGGUCGACAUCAACUGCACUCUCGAAAUGCCAUGGAGUUUGAACUGUAUCGAGGACCAGUUAAUAAUUGGACUCAGCAACACCAUGCAGUACAGCUAUUGCGGCUCAGGCACCGUUGUCCACAGGUCCAAAGGACAAAGGCUGACAGUGGAAUUCAAAUCACCGGCCUGGUCUAGAGGUGGCAGGUUCCUUUGCCAGGUCAUGGCGACCGUUGCUGCGAAGGACGAGAACUGUACUUGCGGUUGGAAGAAUCCUACCAGAAUCGUGGGUGGCACCGAGACAGGCGUAAACGAGUUCCCCAUGAUGGCCGCUCUGGUGGACUUCAAUACCAAAAUGCCGUUCUGCGGGGGUACAAUAAUUGAUAAUAAUUAUCUGCUGACCGCUGCCCACUGUACUCUUCACAGAAACAUCACGGAGUACGGUGUAUUGAUCGGUGAUCAUGAUUACACUACGGGCGCCGAGACUAAUUCUAGCAAGGUGUACGGAAUCAAACGGGUAAUUGUUCAUCCGAAUUACAGUUCGAGCCUCAAGAUAAACGACGUAGCCAUUCUAGGGCUCAAAGGAACGAUUCAGUACACGCAGAAAGUUGGCCCGGCCUGCUUGCCGUUCGAACACUCGGACGACUCUUUCGGAGGCGACCACGUUCAAGCGAUAGGCUGGGGAUCCAAGGAAUACGGCGAGGGACCGUCGACGACCCUCCAGAAGGUCACGCUCAGCGUGGAAACGAAUCUCGAGUGUCGAAAGGUCUACCAGGACGUGACCAAAAAUCAGAUCUGCACUUAUGGCAACGGGAAAGAUGCUUGCGGGAUGGACAGCGGCGGGCCGAUUCUAUGGGAAAACCCCACGUCCCACAAUAUGUUGCUCAUAGGUGUGAUUAAUUAUGGGAUCAAUUGCGCGGUAACAAGCGGCGUGAAUUUAAGAGUGGGCGCCUACGUCGAAUGGAUCGUGGCGUCGACCCCAGAUGCCAAUUACUGCGUCAUCGAAUGAACGGAACGUGAUCGAAAACGCGGCAAGCCGUGCCAGUAAUUCCGCUGACGGUACGGUCCGUGUUCUUCGACUGAAGCGAAUUCUCCGGUGGAAUCGACAGCGCAUUGCUCAAACGGCGGAACAGUACAAACGUGAUUUAGCGAUGUAUAUAUGUAUAUUAUAUAUACAUAUAUAAUGAUAUAUAUAUAUAUCAUUAUCAUUAGGAGGAACGUCUCCAUUUGCUCAACAUCCGCGUGUAAUAGCGUACGGAUUACGUAAACAACGGGCACACCGCGUGUGCGCCGCGUUCAGUCUCGGCUAUUCAGUAUUCAAAUAAUGGAUAGACUGUAUUCAAAGAACCGUCGACUGUUUUCAAAGAAGAACCGAGACUAUGGGGUGGGUACGGUGAGAAGGCAGAAGAGACUGUCGCGAAUUCGGACACUUCUCUCUGUGAUUCUCAAAUAUAUCUAUAUAUCUGUACAUGCACGUGCAAUACACAUAGAGUACAAACCA